AUGCAAUCCUCCCACAGAGAAUGUUCUGGUUUCAACCCUGCCCUGCGGAGUGUGCUUCCACUGCCAGUCCAUCAAAAUCACCUCAUCUUGCUAUUGGCUGCUGCCAUGGCAACGGCCCUGGAUUCUUCCCAUAACCUGGCCAGUGAGAGGAGUUCGAUAGAAAGCACGUACGAGCUGACCAAAUACCUGGAGUAUCAACUGAAGGAGAUCAAAGAUGUCUAUCUGACCUACCUAGGCCCCCCCUUCAACGAAAAGGACUUCUCCCCUCCGCGACCCAACAGCACGGCCCUGUCCCUGCCCAGUGCCGCCACCCGUCUGGAGCUGUGGCACGGCCUAGAGAACCAGGCCAGGCUCGCCCAGAACCAAAAGGCCUACUCUGUCCUAUUAGCAGCUGUGAGGGAGCUGGCCCGCUCCACCCUUUGCCCCUCCCUCAAGACCUCCCUGCUGCACUUCUGCACAGGCCUCGAUGGGCUUCUGGGCUCCAUUUCUGCGCUGAUGACCACUCUAGGUUACGCACUUCCUCCUUCAUCUGCAAACACGGGAAGUGAUGGACCGACAAUGAAUGACUUCGCCAGGAAGGUGGAGGGGUUUUGGAUAUUGCGAGAGCUGCAGAGCUGGCUCUGGCGAUCAGCAAAGGACUUCAACCGCCUCAAGAGGAGACUCAGAGGCUGA
Scomber japonicus (chub mackerel) is the source of this 672-nucleotide messenger RNA. It is a transcript of the gene clcf1, whose product is annotated as cardiotrophin-like cytokine factor 1. Gene Ontology annotation, molecular function: ciliary neurotrophic factor receptor binding. NCBI's taxonomy places the organism in Eukaryota, Metazoa, Chordata, Actinopteri, Scombriformes, Scombridae. Gene Ontology annotation, biological process: ciliary neurotrophic factor-mediated signaling pathway; negative regulation of neuron apoptotic process. The record is from RefSeq and is a predicted model, not a curated record. The transcript has 4 exons. Bases 1 to 672 code for a protein of 223 amino acids.